CGUUGAUGAGUUGCUGUGAAAAGGCUUUUCGAUUUCAGUGCUAUCAAAUCACUUCAGUGGAUGAGACCUUGUCUACUCAGAGCCGAGCGUAUGCGUAGCUUGCCUCAUUAACUGAAAUGGAGGUUCACCAACGUUGAGAGUUCAGAAGGCGUUUUCGUCGACUUAAAUCUCACCGAUUAGUCAGUCCAGCACGUUAGCAUAGCCGUCAUCAGCCCACUGACAGGAAACGUCUCCAAAUACUUUGCAAGCAAAAUUUUCCGAAGAGUCACGGUUGAGAAAGUAGAGAACAUGAGUACUGUUUACGACGUAUCAGAGGCGAAAACGAAUGGUACAAAACUAAUACGACUUCUGUUUGAUGGAGGAACACACGUCCUACGCAAUUUUUUACAUUCUGUUUACCCACCGGAUAAAUUGCAGGGCAUAUUGAAAAAAAAUGAGGCAAAGCUUCUAAGGCUGAAGAGGAAACAUGUAAUAUCUGAAAACCAGUGGGAAAUGUUAUUUCCUACCUCCGGCGACCCACCGGACACGGAAACGUUCGAUAUUACAUUUUUACAUCUCUUGCUCCGCGAAAUUUGCCAUCUUACGGCUCCUUCAACUGGAUGGCACAACAUGCCUGCAGACGAUGAUAAUAGCCUGGAGGCAAACCUUGUCCGAAUAAAAUGCUUUAGAAAUGAGCUGUGCCACAGCGUCUCUACAGGAAUUGCAAACACUGAAUACGAGGACAAGUGGAACAAGAUUGCGUCUUCUUUAGAGGCACUUGAAAUGAGUGUCCAGAGAAAGAAAUAUGCAGAGAAAAUUGAGGCGCUGAAGAAAGAUCCCAUUGAUCACGAUGUCCAGCGGCGCCUGGAAGAACAAGCUAAGAUAUGGGAAAAGGUGCGGGAACAAGAAAAGAUUGACACGACGAUUUUCAGCACCCGAAGCUGUCUACCGGACAGAAUACCAGAAGAAUGCGUAUUUGGCCGCAACCAAGAAAUAGAGCGUGUCAAGAAAAUGGCUGAGGGUGGGGACAUCGCUGUUGUCCUGGUUACUGGUGGACCUGGAUUUGGAAAGACGACUGUGGCUAAAAGAGUGGCUCAUGAAUUGGCAAAAUCAGAGAAGGAAGGGACUGUGCUAUUUUGUGGUUUACUAACGAAGACAAAUUUCAACGAAGUGGCAGUAGAAAUGAUCAAUUCUUGUAGUACAAACAGCACGCAAGUACCAGAGAAUCCGGGGCAGUGGUUAAGAGACUGGAGCAAACGAGUUCAAAACCAGGUCACGUUUGUUCUUGACAAUGCAGAUAGCGUCCUUGAGUCGAGCGAUCGAGAAUCAUUUAUAAGCAUCUUAUCUGACGUAAGAAAGUUAUCGAGGCAAAAGGUGGCAUUUGUCAUAACUGCAAGGAAAACAUUUGAGAAUCCCGACCUGCAGUCUUGCGAAGUCAGAUUGGGCCCUUUGUCCGCCGAACAGGCAAGAAAUCUCCUCAUUUCUAGGGUGAAAGUCUAUGGAGAUGCUCCGCAGAACCUUUCCAGGGCAGAUUACAUCGCCAAAAAUCUAUGUGGCUGCGUCCCUCUAGCACUUUGCAUCGUUGGAUCCUUGCUAUCAGACUAUUCUGAAGAAACGCUCAUAGAAAGCCUUGAAAAGGAACCAUUAGCGGUUUUAGAGGACGACCAAAGAUCUGUUGAAAAGGCCAUCAAGACUUCGUUUGACCUUUUGAACAAACCCGAACAAGAGACUUUCAUUCUCUUAUCUUUGUUCCAAGGUCCAUUUGAUCUUAAUGCAGUCCAAGCUGUGACGAAGGCGGAAUGUUCAAUCUCCGGGGCUUUGCCUAUCUCCAUCCUGCGCUCAUUAAAAAAUAGAUCUCUUGUGGAGAAGCCUUAUUUCCACAGAUAUCAGAUGCAUCCACUCAUUCAGUCAUAUGCAAAGAAGAUUGGUCGAGACAAGUAUGACAAACUUUUGGCAAUGGGCGAAGAACUGGCUUGUGUACACUUUAUGUUGCGCCUUGCGAAUAAUGCUAAUAGUUACUGGGGUAAGAACACCUGCAAGGAUUCCCUUGUAUCAUUUCAGGAAGACAAGUACAACUUCGAAUAUUUUCUUCAAAUUUACGCUCGAGGUAGGGAAGAACAAGAUCCAGAGAUCGUGAAUGGCUGUGAACUCUUUCUGAACAGUUUUCCGCAGAAAUGCAUGUAUUUGGAAAGAUGUCUUCAUCCAAGGUUCUACACUGAGAUCCUUGAAAGAUUAUUGAAAACAUUUGACUCUGGAAUCCAACCAGUGUAUGUGGUAGAUCUUUUGUGUCUUCUUGGUCAUGAAUACAGGAAAAAAGGAGAACAAGAGAAGUACAAAGAAGUCAUGGAUAGAGCGGAACAAAUUCGUUUGGUGAGUGACGCUGCAUUCGCGACAAAACCGCUAUCAGAAGUCUAUUUUCACAACAGCAAUGCUCGCUUCCUUUCAUAUAAAAAAGACAUUAAAGAGAACAAACGGAUUGAAGAGGAGACUGCAAUGGCUUUGAAAAUAUCCGGUGAACAGCUUCAUGAUCAUCCGGAAAGAGCAGCGACUCUCCUCCUUUCAGGAAUUAUUUCAAAGCGCUGCAAGCAGUUCGAUGCGGCCAAAAAACUGUUCAAAGAAGCGUUGGAACUCUUUCAAAAGAGCCUUGAGAUACAUUUUAUGACUGCCGAAACCCUAAAGGCCACUGGAGACUUUUACUUCUUUCUUGCUGAAAAGUCCGAAGUCGACUUUGAAAUCUGUCUUUAUUAUUAUAAAGCUGCUUUGGAAAUGUUCGACGUCCUAGGAGUGGGUGGAAGCAAAGAGAGCAUCUUGACGCUAAAGAAUUUUGGAAUUUGUCACAUGAAAAGUGAAAACUUUGACGAGGCAAUGAAUCUUCUCUCGAAAGCAGAGCAAAUUGCUGAACGAGAGUUAGAAGAGGACCAUACUUGGAAAGUCUCUAUAAAGACUUCACUGGCCCUCUUGCUCGAGAAGAUGAAUUACGUAGAGCGGGCGAUAAAAGUAAUGCAGGAGGGACUGUUAAUGGGAAAAUUACUGAAUCUGACCAUUGACAAGAUGGGAAACAAAGACCAACUUCGAGAAUUUCUAAACCGGUAUCCAGAGAAGUUCCCCGAGACUGAAUUCCCAAGAAGUGUUGCCAGUCGAAAAGGCCAUCGAUUCGAACAGCCCCAUGGGAAGUGAAAAGCUGGCUUUGGAAGAGGAAGGCAUCAAUCAGAAAAUUAAGUAAAAGGGUUGUUACUUAUGGAGAAAAAUUUAAAUGAUAGCAAUGAAAACUCGAAAACUCCUAAACUGAAUCUUUAAGAUGCGCAAACCAUGAUGAAAAGGAAUCAAUCAAUCAAUGAAAUGACUGCUGCAAAUCGAAUUUACUGUAAUAGUUUUUCAACAAGAGAAAAUAGGGAUCUCUUGGAAACAACCAUUAAUCUCUUAAUAUAACUUUUUCCUCAUAUGUGAAAAAAAAAAUUUACUCAUUCUAAUGUGAGAACCCAGUUACUGACGAUUAGCUUACCAAUCAAAUAUGCUCUGAGGUGAGCUAAAAAAAUUUGUUGUCAUUUUGUUUCAAGGAAUGUGCAUUUAUUGAUUAAGUCUCUCCACUGAAUCGUGUGGACCGAUUUGUCAGAAAUUCACAAUAUGGUUCAGCACUGAGUCCAAUGGAAGGCAUGAAAUCUUACAGUCAUUUCGUUUUGUAAAUGUGGUUGUCUAGCAAAUAAGCACGGAGUCAUCACUGUUAUUGCCAAUAGGCCAAAAGAGGCUGGUGAGCUCAUUUUAACCAUAAAAUUGCGCCCUUUUUGCACCUGAACAAUUUUUUUAGACUAUAAAAACAAGGAAUACCUUUGUGGAUUAACUUUGAUUUGUAUAAGGAAACCAAUCGAUCAAUCAAACCGUUAAAAUUGUCAAGCGCUCGAAAACAAUUCACAAUGCACAACGCCGUUUAGUGUCGGUCAGGUGGUUAUAGUGUACCUUAUCGUGUCACAGUGAACCGUAACCGACUCCUGUCAGUGUGCCUCGCGCUAAUAGGGAUUUACGGUCGUAUGAUUUUAUUGUAUUAAAUACUUUUUGUCAAAUAGAUACCAUGUUACUAUGCGUUUGUUCAGUUAUACAGUGGAACCCCGCCAACUCAGAUCGAUCCGGUUGCCCUUAACCCAUUUUUUCAGUCCUUUACUAUCAGCUAACUCGAACCCUCGGUAGUUCGAACCAUUUUUUGUUUCCCUUGGGAGUUCGAGUUAGCGGGGUUCUACUGUAGAUAACAGAUGACGUCAAAUGUAGUAAAGACCAUAUGAGGCGCAGCCUCAAAAAGUGUUCAACAGUCUAGUUCCUUUUUAAGGAAAAAUUCAUUUAACUUGUAACCUUUGAACAGUGCAUGAUAAAAUACUGUCUUUUGGUCUCCACAUCUUUCGAUGUCUGGGUUGUUUGAUUUCUUAUGCUCCACCAGUUAAAAUUUCACGAUCGUGUCCUCUCUAAGUUAAGUUUCAUCAUAACUUUCUGUAAUACGGAAGCUGUGCACUGGCGCCAAUCCCAUGACGUCAUAUGCUUAAGCUAAAUAGACCCGCAGUACCUCGUCCCUGUUUGACUGAUUUGUAUUCUUGAAUAGAGCAUGUAAAAGUGAUCAAAACUCAUAAGUAACUAAAACGAUUGUAUUAAUCAUUCAGAUUUUA
Pocillopora verrucosa is the source of this 4628-nucleotide messenger RNA. NCBI's taxonomy places the organism in Eukaryota, Metazoa, Cnidaria, Anthozoa, Scleractinia, Pocilloporidae. The record is from RefSeq and is a predicted model, not a curated record.